CAAAAUCCUCACAAAUUUUCAAUGCUCAGAAACCUUUUGAUUUGAAGUUCCAGCAAAUUCAUGGACUAAAGCUUUAGAUAAUCAGCAUGCAUUCUCUAAUUGGAGAUAUUUCUUGUUCUAUCUCCUACCAUUUCCAAUCCUGAAAUCCUUUUUUAAAAUCUGUUUUGCUCUGAAUCCCAUUGUAAUACUCGAUUGGGUAUUCGAUUCUACCUUGUUCUGCUUCAGAAAACCCAUAUGCGUUGACUUUUGAAUGCUAUUGAAUUUCGAAUUUCCAAAAAAUGGGCGUGUUUGAAGCCAAAUUCGUGAUCUUUAUGCUGAAUUUCCGUAUGGGUUCUGCUUCAAAUUCCCAACUGAAUCAAUUUUCACAGUAACGUUUAUUUAUUUAUCUUGGGUAUUUAUCGGGCAUGCUAAAAAAUUUCUCCCCUUUCUUGAUCUUUUAUUUGGCUUGAUCCAAUCUAUGAAGAUAAAUUACUCGAAUGUGUCCAACAGUCCCAAGUCCUUUCAGGCCUAUCCAAGGAACAUUGACUUUGAUUUAGAAUCAGGAACCAUCAAAAAAUCCAGAAAACCAAGAAGUUCCAGUCUUUUUCAUCCCAAAAAAAUGAUUAAAUCCCUAGGCAACAAAAUCCAGUACUACUACAAGCUUCAUCCUGUGCUGAUGUUCUUGAUUUCUUUAUCAAUUGGGAUCACAAUUCUUGUUUUGUUAUCUUUAUAUGAAAGCAAGUAUAGAAUGACUAGCAAUUAUAAUGGUAUGUAUAAAGUGGAUUCUGGUUCUUCUGAAUCAUAUCCCUUUGCUAGGUUGAUGAAUCUUGUGAUGGUUGCUGGGCAUUCUGUUUAUACUAGUAGUAGUUGUGAGAAGGUUGAUAAGGACGAUGCUUGGUUUUUGGAAUCUUAUCAGAAGCAUAAGGGUCAAGCUGCUACUUUUGUGAGUCAUAUAGAGAAGGGAGUCGAGAUUACAGGGAAAGAUAAUGCAGCAUUGCUGUUGUUUAGUGGAGGUGAGACGCGGAAAGAUGCCGGUCCGAGGAGUGAGGCACAGAGUUAUUGGACUGUUGCUGAGUCCAAAGGAUGGUUUGGCAAGCAAGAUGAAGUUAGAUGGAGGGCACUUACAGAAGAACAUGCAAGGGACAGCUUUGAGAAUCUUCUCUUUAGCGUGUGCCGGUUCAGGGAGCUCACAGGCACUUAUCCACUUAAUAUAACUGUUGUUGGAUAUGAUUUCAAGGAGGAGAGAUUUAUGCAUCUGCAUCGCUCUGCAAUUAGGUUUCCAGACACAAGGUUCUUUUACUCGGGCACACCCUCUUCACAAACUUCAAGGGAAGCUGCUUUGAAAGGUGAAGCAUUGGUUAGAACACAAUUCCAGGACGAUCCUUACGGAUGUUUAGGUCCACUUCGUCGUAAAAAGUUUGGGCGGGAUCCUUUUCAUCGGUCAAUUCCUUAUCCUAAUGGCUGUCCUGAAAUUGAAGGACUGUUUAGAUACUGUGGAAGAACACCAUAUUCUGGUCCCCUUCCUUGGGCCUAGCAUACCAAGCUUUUCUUCAUAUGUAUAAAUUGAUAGGACUAGCCAGGACAAAUACGAAGAUGUCACUAGUAGUUACCAUAGAGUUUUGCCGAAAUAGAAAAAUAUGAUGCCAUGAGAUACAUGACUUAGUGGCGCAGCGAAAGCUGUGUAAGACUGUUGCUAAGUGGCAUGUUAAUUUAACUCAGCUUAAUUAAUAGCAUUUUACAAUAUUUGUAACCAA
Messenger RNA from Coffea eugenioides, 1733 nucleotides. RefSeq lists its product as uncharacterized. The coding region runs from base 458 to 1513 and encodes 351 amino acids. The transcript has 3 exons. Lineage: Eukaryota; Viridiplantae; Streptophyta; Magnoliopsida; Gentianales; Rubiaceae. The record is from RefSeq and is a predicted model, not a curated record. Gene Ontology annotation, cellular component: cytoplasm.